AUGGCUUCAACUUCAGAACAAGAUGGGGACACUCGCCCAAUCUUCUUUUUUGACAUUGACAACUGUAGGUUUGAUACUCUAUGCGAUGGAUGCGCGACUUCAACUAAAGGAUGUGGUCUAGGUUCACAAAUCCACGAGAAGAUGCAAGAACUGAUUGACAUCUUCUUUGUCAACCAUCUGUCAAUCGACCCGGACGACGCGGUGAUGCUUCAUAAGAAGUACUACAAAGAAUAUGGCCUCGCCAUCGAAGGCCUGACACGGCACCACAAGGUCGACCCUCUGGAGUUUAACCGAAAAGUUGACGAUGCUUUGCCGCUGGAUGAGAUCCUAAAGCCAGACCCAAAAUUAAGGAAGUUGCUCACCGACCUCGACACAACCAAAGUCAAGCCUUGGCUGCUCACAAACGCCUACGUCAACCACGCGAAGAAGGUCGUGAAGCUCCUUGGCGUGGAUGAUCUUUUCGAGGGCAUCACAUUUUGCGACUAUGCUGAACCCAAACUGAUCUGUAAACCCAGCAGGGAGAUGUGGGAAAAGGCAGAGCAACAGGCUGGCGCCAAGGGCGUUGAGAAUUGCUUUUUUGUCGACGACUCGUAUCUGAACUGUAAGCAUGCGGAAGAGCGAGGGUGGCAGACGGCACACCUGGUCGAGCCAAUGAUCAAAUUGCCAGCUAAACCGGCUUGCAAGCACACUAUUCGCAGUCUUGAGGAGCUCCGACAAAUAUUCCCGCAAAGCGAUAUCAUUGGCUGCGGCCCCUGUAUAAGUGGGGCUGCGCGGGUGUCGCGUUGUUCUGCCGGGCUUGGCGCUCCUGAACGGCAAUCGCAAUACAACAAUACAAACCCCGGAGCUUCACCACAACGCAAUCCGCAAGCUCGCGUCUGCAACCUGGUGACCAUGGUCGACAUAUCCCAAGGCCAGGUUGUCAACCUGUUGGACGGCCGGCAAGCCGCAGUACGGUUCAUUGGCCCUACACACUUCGCGGCUGGCGACUGGAUUGGCGUUGAGCUGGACGAGCCCACCGGAAAGAACGACGGCUCAGUCCAGGGCGAGCGCUACUUUGACUGCGAACAUGGAUUCGGAAUGUUUAUCAGGCCCUCGGCCGUUGCUUCGGUCGUGGGCCCUGCUCCUAAGCGAGAAAGUAAACAGGCACCUCGAGCCACAGCUGCGGCCGGUAAACCACAGGGUGCUUCUACCGCGGGAAGUGCAGCAUUGAGACGGACAGGGAGUGCAGCUACAUCUGCUGCUGCAAGACGCCAGAGCACUACUGCAAGCCCGUCUCCGGCUCCAAGAGCACCCCCAAGUCGAGUUCUAAGAUCACCCACCAAGUCCCCGACCAAGCAACUCGGUGCUCCCUCCCGGCCGUCCGUUACGACAACAAAACCUGCUCCGGCAGUGAAGCCUAGAGCUAGUAUCAGCGGGCGUCAAUCCAUGGGCCCGCCUGCUUCAGGCGCAGCUGCUUCGAGAAUGUCCCGGCAAUCCUUGACAGGUGCUCAAACAAAAUUGACAAGGCCCGGUGUGUCUUCAAGUGGCACAGCAGGAAACACGCCGGCUAAACGAGCCUCCAUUCGCCCAACCCUGUCGAAGACAACCAUAGAAGAGAGUUCAAGCAGAACAAGUGCUACGUCUGAACCUAGUACACAGAAUGAAUCACCGCUUGAAAUGGCGCAAGAAUCCCCUGAUGAGGACGCCGCCCCUUCGGAGGCAGUCAAACCAGAUCCUCCGCGGACGACAUCGACGCGAGUUGUUUCGACUUCGAGGGGCACGCCCCAGAAUGCUGCCACCUCCAGGGAACUCGAGGACAUGAAAACAAAGCUCAAGGUGUUGGAGAAAAAGAGAACCGAGGAUAGGGAAAGGUUGAAGGACCUUGAGCGGCUACAGUCCGAGAGGGACAAAUACGAGGGUAUCAUCCAAAAGCUGCAGGCAAAAUAUCAACCGCAACAGGUUGAAUUGACAGAGCUCAAGAAGAAAAUCCGCGAGACCGAAGCUCAACUUGAAGAAGCCGAAAGACAGCAGGCCGAGCAUGAAUCAAUUCUAGAAAUGGCCACCCUCGAUCGUGAGAUGGCUGAAGAGACUGCCGAGGCCUUUAAACUCGAAUGCCAAGAUCUUAAAAUAAAGCUGGAGGAAUUUCAACUCGAAGUGGAGGUUUUGCGUGAUGAGAAUGAAGAAUAUGGUUCGGUCAUGAGCCCGGAGGACAAGUCAAGCCAGGGGUGGUUGCAAAUGGAGAAGACCAACGAGCGGCUGCGUGAAGCUUUGAUUCGACUGCGGGAUAUGACACAACAAACAGAAACAGAGCUCCGGGACCAAAUCAAAGAAUUGGAGGAUGAUCUGGAGGAAUAUGCAACAGUGAAAUCUCAGUACGAAGAGACCAAGGAAAAACUGUUGACUUCGGAAUCCAAUGUGGAUGAUCUCAAACAACAACUGGACACCGCUCUUGGUGCCGAAGAAAUGAUUGAGGAGUUGGCGGACAAGAAUAUGCAGCAGCAGGAGCAGAUCAAUGACCUAAAAGCGGCUAUUGAAGACCUCGAAAGUUUACAAGAAAUCAACGAUGAGCUCGAACUUAACCACAUUGAAACCGAAAAGCAACUGCAAGAGGAGCUUGACUACAGGGAGUCGGUCUUCAAUGAGCAAACUCGCAAGGUUUCCCAGCAAGAUGAAGUUAUUGAAGAUUUGGAAUACACAUUGUCUCGAUUCCGAGAACUUGUCUCCAACCUGCAGACUGACCUUGAAGAUAUGCGCACCUCCCAACAGUUGACGGAAACAGAAGCCAAUGAACUUUCUACAAGAUCUAGAGCCAUGAUGGACCUUAAUCUCAAGCUUCAAGCUUCUGUGGAAAAAGCCCAGACCAAAACAAUUGAUAUUGAACUGGCCCGCAUGGAGGCGGAAGAAUCUACGCAGCAUCUCUCAAUAGUACAGCUUUAUCUUCCGCAAUAUUUUGAAACCGAAAAGAAUUCCGUCCAAGCUGUAUUGCGUGCAAAGCGCGUUGGUUUUAAAGCGUCUUUGAUUUCCAACACCGUUCGUGAACGCCUUGCCGACCAGGCCCACUUCCCUGGUACUCUAGAGAGUGCCUUCACAUCGUAUGAGGUGAUCGAGAAGACCAUAUGGAUAUCGUCUGUUUGUAAUAGAUUUACAAAAUUUGUCACCUCAUGUUCUCCUGAACAAUUCACUAGCUUUGAGCGCGCUUUGUUUGAGUUGGAACCAGUGGAACGAACACUAAAUAACUGGAUCGAAAGUUUGAAGAGGAACGAAUUUAAUGAAAAGAAAUGCGCCAUGGAACUACAAAGAUCAAUCGCGCUGAUGACUCAUCUUGCUGAAACGCUCAUUCCAGCAGAGCUCGCGGCAUAUGCGGAUGAAACCCACACGCGUUCUGUGAUGACGCAAACAUAUAUUGACCACACCGCUCUAGCAUUGACUCGCCUUAGGACGUUAUUGCAAGGAAAGGUACCAGCACCAGCCGAAGACGAUGAAGAGGGACUGUUUUUCUUCAACAAGUCGGAAGCUUUGGUGGGACAGACCCGCGGACUGAAAGUUGUUAUUACGAAAGUGAUUCGUUCACUAGAGGAACUCAAUUCUAGAUCCCUUGCUCUGUCAGAGGGGACCGCUGCAGGGUUUGAGUUUGCAGAAACGACGGCCAAAGAGCUGGCAGAGCUUGUUCGACAGAUGGGCGAGAACGUAGCGAUCUUGCUCGGAGAAGAGGGCCGUGUAGAGCCAUUUACGUAUGAUGAAAUCUUGGCCAAUAUGUCGAAAACCGCCGUUUCAAUCGAUCAAACGUCUGCUCCCGAGAGUGAAGACAGUAGUGCUCUCUCUCUACUCACCACAAAACUGAAGGUUUUGUCUGGUUACUUGGACGAAAUGAGUGCCCAUGCUUCUGACUUGGCGCAUACGGCCGAAUUCGAACGAGGAAAACACCCUUGGAUUGCCCGUUCAGAGGAGUUAAAAUCUCAUAAAGUGACAUCGCCUGACGCGGAUGAGGAGAUUCGUCGAUUGAAAAAUGAGCUUAGUGAAGCAUCCACUGGACUAGGCGUCAAAGACAAGACUCUGGAGGAGCAAUCGAUGAAAGUCGAACUUCUCGAGUCCAGAAUGCGUGAGGCUUCUAAGAAAGCCUCUGCUGCUAAGGAGCUGGAAACGCAAUUUGAACAAAUGCAAGAGAAGGAAACAGAACUACAGACAUCGGUUGAGAAGCUUACCAAGGACUUGCAAUCGGCACAGUCCGAGCGCGAUGACUUUAAGCAACGGUUCGAGCGCGCCAAGAGAGCCUCUGGAACAGCUGCUGCCAUCACAGCAGAAGGCGUUGUUGUCGACACAGAAGCUACGUUGGCUGCCAUGCGCGAGAAUGAAGCUCUCCGCUCAGAGAUCAAGAGCCUCCAAUCAUCUGUUCGCUUUUUACGAGAAGAAAAUCGCCGCGCCAACCUCCUCGAUCCCUACUCUAUCCAAAGAUCGACGAACUUGUAUUCAUGGCUGGAUGCGCCACUUACUCAGGGUAAACAGUCUGUUCAGGAAGAAGCGAAAUAUGCUCUCGCUGCGGAAAGCCGCGAUGUUCUCAACAAUUUGCUCAAACUGACUAAAGAAACCCCCGUUACCGACCUUGCCUCCACUGUUCCAGCCAACACAAAACGCUCUACGUGGCGUCCGGCUAAAUCCACAUACCGAUACAAAGUACUCCAGAACCGGGAACGUUAUGAGCAAUGGAGUGAAUGGAAGGACGAUGUCGCGACGCGGAAGAAAGAAGAAGAGAGGAUACUGGCUGCAAAAGAGGAGCGGGCAUUGCGCGAGCAACAAGCUAGAAAUAACCCUCGCCGUGGCGCCGGGCAUGUGAAAACACCAUCCGCCGGCUACGGUAUGAUGGGGAGGGCAUGGGCCAUUUUGGGAAUGCAGAACGAAAUCGAUCCCAAAGACGGCGGUGGCAAGGGGAGAGUGGAAAUUGUUGAGUCUGAUGUUUAG
Messenger RNA from Talaromyces rugulosus, 4935 nucleotides. RefSeq lists its product as uncharacterized. Gene Ontology annotation, molecular function: nucleotidase activity. Gene Ontology annotation, biological process: nucleotide catabolic process; pyrimidine nucleobase metabolic process. The record is from RefSeq and is a predicted model, not a curated record. Bases 1 to 4935 code for a protein of 1644 amino acids. Lineage: Eukaryota; Fungi; Ascomycota; Eurotiomycetes; Eurotiales; Trichocomaceae. The transcript is spliced from 6 exons.